AGAAGCAGUUCAUGCGAGUUUUACACGCAGUUUUUUACUAAAAAAUUAAUUCAUAAUGAUUCGUGAACUUCUGGAUUUUCUGCUUCUACUUAAGAACAUUUUCAUUGCACUAAACCUUUUCAUUCGCAAGGGCAUAGAAGCAAGAAGAAAAGCGUCUUUGGAGUCCGAUCCCUCCUCGCCUGAACCCGAUGACAUUUUUGAAACCCUAAUCGAUCCGUUCACGCGGGAACGAUACAAAUUCAAAAACGUCCCCCGUCACCUGGAGGCUCGCUUUACUCGCUUCAUUCGGCUGGGAGCUCAGCUGCAGUACAUUUCCGCCAAAACUGGAGUUCCUCGGGUUGUUGCGGCCGAUUGCCUCAACCCGGACGGUUUCGAUGGUAUUUUCGCGGGACUGUAA
Culex quinquefasciatus (southern house mosquito) is the source of this 397-nucleotide messenger RNA. RefSeq lists its product as uncharacterized. The transcript is spliced from 3 exons. The record is from RefSeq and is a predicted model, not a curated record. NCBI's taxonomy places the organism in Eukaryota, Metazoa, Arthropoda, Insecta, Diptera, Culicidae. The coding region runs from base 56 to 397 and encodes 113 amino acids.